Messenger RNA from Aethina tumida (small hive beetle), 2633 nucleotides. Its product is annotated as eukaryotic translation initiation factor 2 subunit 3, X-linked. Gene Ontology annotation, biological process: positive regulation of translational fidelity; formation of translation preinitiation complex. The transcript is spliced from 3 exons. The record is from RefSeq and is a predicted model, not a curated record. Lineage: Eukaryota; Metazoa; Arthropoda; Insecta; Coleoptera; Nitidulidae. The coding region runs from base 150 to 1856 and encodes 568 amino acids. Gene Ontology annotation, cellular component: eukaryotic translation initiation factor 2 complex; cytosol; nucleus. Gene Ontology annotation, molecular function: translation initiation factor activity; protein binding; tRNA binding.
AAAUUUUAGACAACAAGUUUCCAAAAUAUACAAUACAUUCUUGAAGUGCCUGUGUAAUAUGUCAUGUGUCGUAACUAGAGACACGGGUAUAUUCCCCAGAAAACGUCAUCAAUUUACCGCCUUUUCAGUGAACACUCCGGCUUAGAAACAUGGCGUCCUCGGAAGGAAGUGGUGUGACUACUGGUCAACCAAAUUUACACAAACAAGAACUAUCAAAAUUAGAUGUUACCAAAUUGACUGCACUUUCGCCCGAAGUAAUUAGUAGACAGGCCACCAUAAAUAUUGGUACGAUUGGCCAUGUAGCCCACGGAAAAUCCACAGUUGUAAAAGCAAUCUCUGGCGUUCAAACUGUAAGAUUUAAAAAUGAACUUGAAAGGAACAUCACCAUUAAAUUGGAGAGGAUCCAGUUCGAUGUGAAUGGCACAAUAACGUGGCCGAAAAAUAUGGAAGGGUACAAGAUGAAUUUGAAUCUACCGGAUAAGACCUGGGAAGAAAUAAAAGUCGAAGAAGAACGACAGAGAAAAAGAAAACGUGAAAAAUCGUGUACUCGUCUUAACAGUCAUCAUAAGAAGGAAUCAACGUAUCGGAAGGAGUAUGUGGUUGAAAGAAUAGUAGAUUACAAAUACGAGCAUCACUCAAAUAUAUAUUUCGAAGUAAAGUGGAGAGGUUACUCGAAAUCAUUAAAUACGUGGGAACCUCUGGAACACUUAACUAAUUGCCCUGAUCCGUUGGUGGAAUUUUUAUAUGAUAAAUUGAAUGAAUCAGUGUUGGAAAAGUUACACGACUUAUGCGGAACGCCUAAACAUCUGAGUAAUCAAGCCCUUUUGGAAUUAUUGCCGUCAUUAAAUUGGCAUAAAUUGCCCAGUUUGCUUAGCGUUCUUAUAGAUUUGUUCAAAUUAUCACUGAAACCACCUCGCGAAAGCCACAUUCACAAGAUCGAACGCGGAAGAAAGUCACUUAUUAUGUAUCAGUUCCUUCUCAAACGCGAAGAACAAGAAGCUAAGCUGAAACAUUGGGAGUAUACAAUUAACGAAAUGUCGACAGAUAGUGCACCUAUUAAGGUGGAAAAUUUGGUCGACUUGGAGGUCCCACCCGACGAUUUCAAUUACAUUAACGAGUACGUGUCAGCAUCCCUGGUUAUACCAGUAACGCCAGUGGCGGGUUGUGAGUGUGUGGAGUGUGGUCCUCGCAUAAAGUCGUGUUGCGGCAAACAGGAUCACGGCGGGUUCACCUACACGCCCCACAAAAAGGUCAACGUUAAUCCGGGGACGGCCAUCUACGAGUGCAACUCUCAGUGCAAAUGCGGUCCGGACUGUCGCAAUCGCGUGGUCCAAAAGGGACGUAAAGUGCCGUUAUGCAUCUAUCGAACGAGUAACGGCUGCGGUUGGGGCGUCAAGGCGGUACGCAAGAUUCACUGCGGCGAAUUCGUAUGUGAGUAUGUCGGUGAGGUUAUCUCCCAUGAAGAGGCGGAGGAACGGGGAAAGGCCUAUGAUGCCGAAGGUCGCACGUACCUUUUCGAUUUAGAUUACAAUUCACGAGAUAAUCCGUAUACUGUGGAUGCGGCGAAAUAUGGAAAUGUCUCACAUUUCAUUAAUCAUUCCUGUGAUCCGAAUCUGGCAGUCUAUGCGGUCUGGAUCGAUUGUAUGGAUCCCAAUCUGCCUAAGUUGGCGCUUUUUGCCAUUAGGGAGAUAGAAAAGGACGAGCAACUAACGUUCGAUUAUAUGAUGGUGCCGGAUUCACCGAGAAAAACACCGGAUAAACCGAAAUUGGAGACUCCUGACAAGGAUGGUGAAGUGCAGCUUGGUCGAUCUGUUUGCAAGUGUGACGCCGAUAGUUGUAGACGAUAUCUCUUUUAAUUGAAUACGGUACUUUAUAUAUUUUGCCAAUGAACAAGUUUGCUUACCCUGAACCAUCAUAACAUAACGUUGACAUAUUAUUGUGUUUUAAAUUAUUCCGAUGUACGUUUUACAAUUUUAAUUGUCCGUUUAUCAAAUUUUACAUAUAUUGAAUUUAUGUUUUUAGCGUGAAGACAUUUUAUUUAUAUACGUAUGAAACCUGAGGGAACUUAUUUUAUAAUUUGUAGAAUUCCUGGUUGUUAAGCAAUGUCUCAAGUGUACUAUUAGUAUAAUUAUAUAAUAAUUAUGAGUAUUGAAUUUAUGAAGUUUUUAAAAUUGAUUGUGUUUGUUUUUUUGAAUCUCAAAGUUUUUAAACUUCCUUAUAAAAUUAUUGAUCAGUGCUGCAGGCAGUAGAAAAGUGGAAGAAGCGGUGUAUGGAAUAAUAUUAAGUUAAAUUUUGUUACUAUAAUUCUGUACUAUUUAUAUUCAUUUUACUAUUUUGUCAUAAAGUCUGUUACAUACAGUACAAAAAGAGUUUGAUCCAUCUGAAUCCUGAAAGAGACAGUAAGUCUCCCACUAUGGGACAGACUUCUACUGUCUCUGUCAUGUAUGAUGUUUUUCUCUAAAUUCAUACGGGUCAAAAGCUUUUCCUACUGUAUGUUGGAUAUAAGACUCGCCUACAAUUUUACACAUUAAUUUGUGUUUUAUUGACAUGUUUACUUACUACUAUUUUUAUAUAAUAAUUUGUGUUCAUUUAACAUGUAUAUGUAUUUUAUAAAUAUAUUUACAAGGAACGAA